AUGCUUGGUGUCGAUGAUCCACAAAGUGUAUUGAGCAGCGGCUUAGCGCCACUGUUCGAUUGGAAGGCACUGAGCCAGCCGCGUCACCUUGAUUUUCAGCAGUUCUUGGACAGCCUUGGCGUCUCGCCAUUGGCGCCACCGCCAGUGCUGGAGGUGGCUCGGAAAGCUGCGGCAUUCCCAUACCCUCCGCACUGGACUGAGGAGAUUGAUGCCGCGUCAGGUGCUCUGUACUUCUAUCAUCAGUUGCGGGAUGAGUCGUCCUGGCAGCAUCCACUGACAGAGACCUUCCAAGAGGUGCUGCAACAGGUGAGCUCAUUUACUGCGGACCAGCUAGAACUGGACCAAGUGGCCUCCCGAAUUGAAGCUGUCUUGACCGACAUCCAGGCGCGAGCAGCUGCUGAACUACAGCAGUGGGUCGGGCCACUGGGAGAGCCGGGCUGUGAACAGUACUACUACAACAGCGUGACCGGCUGCAGCACAUGGGAAGAUCCCUGUGAGCGCUGGAGGUAUGACAUACAUGUCCGGUACGACCUUCUUGUAGGCUUGGUCGCUGCUGGCGGGUUCUCUGCAUCCUGCAAGCGCAUCCUCGCAGUCUUGGCAAACGCAUGCCGGAGGUUUCCUGGUGGCUCAGGAGCGUCGCUCCACCGCCAAGGCUACUCGUCGCAUUUGCGCGCAGUCAAAGAAAAGCCCAUAGGCCCUUGGAAUCAUGAAGAAAGACCCAAACCGAGUUAG
This is a messenger RNA of Symbiodinium natans, 732 nucleotides long. Lineage: Eukaryota; Dinophyceae; Suessiales; Symbiodiniaceae. The record is from the annotation of a GenBank genome assembly.